AUGGCCGAAGUAAAGCUUCAUGUUGUCGGGCCUGACGGAGAUCGCAGCAAACGUCCUAUCCACGCAGAGCGCACAAUCCGCAUCGCAUGCAUUGGUGCUGGGCAGGCUGGCCUGUGCUUUGCAUACAAGCUGCAGCGCUCUUUUCAGAAUUUCGAGCUGGUCGUGUACGAGAAGAAUGAGGGUGUUGGCGGAGUGUGGUAUGAGAACAAGUACCCAGGCCUAGCAUGCGAUUUCCCCGGACACAACUACGUCUACUCGUUUGAGCCAUGCGCAACCUUUGAAAGCGAAUACGCGCCGCGCAAUGCCAUUCUCGAGUACUUCUCCAACUUUGCGCAAAAGCAUGGCCUGCAUAAAUACAUCCGAACGCGCACGAGGCUGAGCCAGGCAGAGUGGGAUGACGCCAAUGGCAAGUGGAAGCUGCAACUAGAGGAUUUGGCCGACGGCAAUAAGUCGUUUGAUGACACGGCCGAUAUCGUGAUCAAUGCCUCGGGCCAUCUGAACCGAUGGAAAUGGCCUGCUGUGCCGGGCCUGCACGGCUUCCAAGGGCAUCUCGCCCAUAGUGCCAAUUGGGAUGAGACCUUUUCUCUGGAAGGAAAACGGGUUGCUGUGCUUGGAAAUGGGCAAGUGGUCAUUCAAGUCCUUACUGCAAUCCAGCCAAAUGUACAAAAGCUAGUCCAUUUCAUCCGACAGCCCAACUGGACUACAGGUCCAUUCUGUGACCCCCAGCGCGACUACAGCCCCGAAGAAGUCGAAGCGUUUCAGAACGAGCCAGGCAAGCUGCAGACCAAGCGCAAAAAGGACGAGACCAUCCUCAAUACCUUCUAUUCGGCCUUUUUACACGAUAGUCUCCUGCAGACCGGAUUGCAUGGAUAUGCUGCGCAGGCGAUGAAGGCACAAGGCCUGCCGGACGAGUUGAUUCCGUCUUUCAAGCCGGGUUGUCGCCGUCCGACGCCCGGAAUUGGAUAUAUUGAUGCUCUGAAUGCGUCAAACACAGAAGUUGUUCUGGGCGAGAUCCAGCGAGUGACUCCCAGGGGAAUCGUAGACCAUACUGGCCGCGAGCACGAGCUGGACGCAAUUUUCUGCGCGACGGGCUUCGACACCACCUAUGUGCCUGAUUUCGAGAUCCGGGGUCUUGGGGGCAAGGCACUGAAAGACCUUUGGGCUGAGGACAUCACCGACUCGUACAUGGCCACGACUGUACCGCAUAUGCCCAAUUUCCUGCUUUUUGGCGGCCCUUUCUUCCCACACGUCAGCGGCAGUGCAGUUCACAAUUCUGAAAUGCAAGCGGACUAUAUGCUCCAACUAAUCGACCGCUAUCAGACCGAGGCGAUCCACUCCUUCACCCCAUCACAAGCAGCAAGCCGCGGCUUUACCGCAUACUGUCGACGUGUGCUACUCAACACUGUCUGGAGUGACGGGUGCCGGUCGCACUUCAAGGCUGGCACGGCUAAUCAAGGAAGUCUUUCCAUGUGGCCUGGUAGUAGUAUGCAUUUUGGCGAGGCUCUGCGCGAGGUCCACGCUGAGGACUACGACUGGGUGUGGAGCGGCCAGACGGCCGACGAGCAAGCAGCAAACCGGUUUGCAUGGUUGGGUAAUGGGUUCUCGGCCACAGGCGCAGAUCCAACCAGCGAUCUGGCCUGGUACAUCACUGAGCAGGACGAGGGACCGUUGAUGAGUCGCGGUGCGCGACGGCGGCAGUUCACCAAGAGUGGGACUUGUCCGGGGAGGAAUGAGAUGCUGGCGCCUUUGGGGCGAGUCGCUGAUUAG
This is a messenger RNA of Talaromyces rugulosus, 1767 nucleotides long. RefSeq lists its product as uncharacterized. The transcript is spliced from 4 exons. Gene Ontology annotation, molecular function: NADP binding; N,N-dimethylaniline monooxygenase activity; flavin adenine dinucleotide binding. The record is from RefSeq and is a predicted model, not a curated record. Lineage: Eukaryota; Fungi; Ascomycota; Eurotiomycetes; Eurotiales; Trichocomaceae. Bases 1 to 1767 code for a protein of 588 amino acids.